GCUCGCUCACAUCACAGCUCACUCCCUACUAGUAGACAAUUAUUACUGUUAUUUUGACAGUACCACUGCUCUCUUGCUUUCGCUGCGCAAUCUCUCUUCCCCUUUUCUCUGCUCGCAUUGCUCUCCGGCUGGCUCCGUCGCGUCGAUUUGUAACCCUCGGCCUCGCUUGGCUGCUCCUCGGUUCCGGAGCUCUCGCGGCUGGAAAACUUCCCUCUCUUUUGCUUUGUCUCGUUUCUGCUGAUGUUCUUAUCCACCGGAUGCUAACGGCGGCGGAGGAAACCUUCAAGGCGUUUCUUACCUUUUAGGUUGUUUUGAGGGUGUUUACUCAUGGUUUGUAGCCUUGUGCUAUCCCUUCUCAAUUUGAGGCACAAUUGCAAAGAUAUCUCAAUUCCCCUCUUCUCUUGCUGAACUUUUCUCUUCAAGGCUGACUCUCUAGAGCAAGAUCUAUUAGUCAUGCACAAGGGUGAGCUUGACAAUCGAUCAUUGUCCACAUCUUUAUGAUGUGAGAGUAGAUAAAGAUCCAAAAUUUUUUAAAGGUGCCUUGUUGCAGUCAAAGAGUGAUGAAUUGGUUGGUUAACGAGUUGGCUGCACCUUUGGGUGCAAUUUCUUGUUAGUGGUUAAGAUAAUGGAAGAUUACACAUCAAGCAGUGGUUAUCGGUUUAGAAGGAUACAACACCAACUGUGUGCUUCUAAUCCAGAGUUCGAACCAUUGCUAAAUGAAAAUAUGGAUCAAUGGCCACACCUUAACGAGUUGAUUCAGUGCUACAAAGCUGAUUGGCUGGUGGAUGAAAACAAGUACGGACGCUAUGAAAGUAUUGCACCACCCUCUUUUCCAAAUCAAAUAUAUGAAGGGCCUGAUACUGAUAUGGAAACUGAGAUGCGCCUUGCCAGUGAAAGGAUUUCUAAGAAUGAAGAUGCUAGUUAUGAUGAUGUCCCCAGUACUUCAGGGAGACAAAUGUCUGAAAUCAGCUUACAUAAGUCAUCCUUCAAUUGUCAGGACAUGGUGCAUUUUGGUGAGUGUCCACUCCCACCUUAUGAACCAGCUUUUGACUGGGAAAAUGAAAGAUCACUAAUAGUUGGUCAAAGGACUCCUGAAACUCUACCAACCCAUACCAGUGGAUUGAAGAUAACUGUGAAGGUGCUGUCAUUAUCAUUCCAAGUUGGACUAAUUGAGCCUUUUUAUGGCACAAUUUGUUUAUAUAACAGAGACAGGAAAGAAAAAUUGUCUGAGGACUUCCACUUCCGUGUUUUGCCAACUGAAGGACAGGAUGUUAACACUUCUUUGUUACAUCGUGCUGUUUUCUCCUUGGAUGCCCCCUCAGCGUCAAUUUGCCUGCUUAUUCAACUUGAGAGGACAGCUACUGAGGAAGGAGGAGUUACAACUUCUGUUUAUUCUCGUAAGGAACCUGUUCAUAUGGCUGAGAGAGAAAAGCAGAAACUCCAAGUUUGGUCAAGGAUCAUGCCUUGCCGACAAUCAUUUGCAUGGACGAUAUUUCCAUUGUUUGAAAGCAACAAUGUUGCUGCCGCUGGUGGUGCUGUAUCUCCUAGCAGUCCUCUUACUCCCAAUGUAUCUGGCCCAACCCCUGUAGAUACUUUUGCUGAACAUGUUUCAAAAAUCACUUUGGAUGGCAAACAAGCUCAAUAUUCAAGUGGAAGCUCUGUUAUUGUGGAGAUAUCAAAUUUAAACAAAGUCAAAGAGAGUUAUACAGAGGACUUACUUCUGGAUCCUAAAAGAAAAGUACACAAGCCUGUUAAAGGUGUGUUGAAAUUGGAGGUUGAAAAACUUCAUACAUCACUCAUUGAUGUGGACAAUAUUUCUGACGGUGGAAGCAUAAUCAAUGACUCAAAUGAUGCCGGUGAUCGUUUUAUUGAAACUUCUUUAGGAAAGCAUCAUAGCAAUGGUCCUGAUAUCCCCAGGAGUGGUAGUUUGAAGUUCAUUGGCAUUAAUCGAAAGGAUAUUUGUAGGAAUGUGUCAAUUCCAGCUGGAGAAGAUCAUCCUGAUUUUAGUGAUCAUUUUCAAGCUUUUGAUUUUCGGAGGAUGACUAGAAGCGAGCCGUUCUCGCAACUUUUCCAUUGUCUUUAUGUUUAUCCUUUAACUGUUAGCUUGGGUCGUAAAAGAAAUUUGUUCAUAAGGAUAGAAAUGCGAAAGGAUGAUGCUGACAUCCAAAAGCAGCCAUUAGAGGCUGUAUUUCCAAAGGAACAAGGUCAAACUCUUGAAAAGUAUGCUCAUACACAAAUUGCAGUUGGAGCUAGAAUGGCGUGCUACCAUGAUGAAGUUAAACUUUGCCUCCCUGCUAUUUUGACACCCCAGCACCAUCUCUUGUUUACUUUUUUUCAUGUUGAUCUUCUGAUGAAACUUGAAGCUCCCAAGCCUGUGAUUAUUGGUUAUGCUGCACUUCCUUUGACUUCCCACAUUCAGCUGCUGUCUGACGUAUCUUUGCCUAUUUUGAGAGAGCUGGUUCCUCAUUAUCUCCAAGAUAAUAGCAAGGAGAGACUGCACUUUCUAGAGGAUGGAAAAAAUGUCUUCAAAUUACGCUUGAGGUUGUGCUCUUAUUUGAUCCCUGUCAAUGAGCGAAUCCGUGAUUUUUUUCUUGAGUAUGACCGGCAUAAUCUCCGAACAAGUCCACCUUGGGGAUCAGAACUUCUUGAGGCAAUUAACAGCUUAAAGAAUGUUGACUCCACUGCCUUAUUACAGUUUCUCCAACCAAUACUUAAUUUGCUCCUCCAUCUUAUUGGUGAUGGUGGUGAAACCCUGCAGGUUGCAGCAUUUCGAGCUAUGGUUAACAUUCUAACCAGGGUACAACAAGAAUCAUCUGAUGGAGCUGAUCGAAAUAGUUUUCUUGUGAAAUAUGUUGACUAUGCAUUUAAUGAUUUUGGUGGUCGGCAAGCACCAGUUUAUGCUGGUUUGUCUACAGUGUGGGGUAGCUUGGCACGCAGUAAGGCCAAAGGCUAUAGAGUUGGGCCUGUUUAUGAUGAUGUGUUGGCAAUGGCAUGGUUCUUCUUGGAAUUGAUUGUGAAGUCAAUGGCCUUAGAACAAAGUCGUCUGUUUUACCACAGUCUUCCUUCAGGCGAAGAUGUUCCACCCUUGCAGUUGAAGGAAGGUGUUUUUCGGUGUAUCAUACAGCUUUAUGAUUGCCUCCUGACAGAGGUUCACGAACGUUGCAAAAAGGGUUUAGGCUUAGCAAAACGCUUGAAUAGCUGUCUGGCUUUCUUUUGUUAUGACUUGUUGUCCAUAAUUGAGCCACGACAAGUGUUUGAACUGGUUUCAUUAUAUAUUGACAAGUUUGCUGGUGUUUGCCAAUCAGUUUUGCAUGACUGCAAGCUAACAUUUUUGCAAAUCAUAUGUGAUCACGAUCUCUUUGUGGAGAUGCCUGGGAGAGAUCCUUCAGAUAGAAAUUACCUUUCAUCAGUUCUAAUCCAGGAAAUAUUCCUCACCUUGGAUCAUGACGAUUUAUCACAGAGGGCAAAAGCAGCUCGCAUCUUAGUGGUUCUAAUGUGCAAGCAUGAGUUUGAUUCUCGUUACCAAAAACAGGAGGAUAAGUUAUAUAUUGCUCAGUUGUAUUUCCCUUUUAUUGGACAGAUAUUGGAUGAGAUGCCAGUGUUCUAUAAUUUAAAUGCCACUGAAAAACGUGAAGUUUUAAUUGUCAUAUUGCAAAUUAUAAGGAACUUGGAUGGUCCAUCACUUGUUAAAGCAUGGCAACAAAGUAUAGCACGAACCAGACUGUUCUUUAAACUCCUAGAAGAGUGUCUUGUUCACUUUGAGCACAAGAAACCAGCAGAUAGCAUGUUAUUGGGAUGUAGUUCGCGUCGCCCUGACAAUGAAGGACAUGAUUCUCCAAAGUACUCCGAUCGCCUUUCACCAUCGAUUAAUACAUAUUUAUCUGAAGCAUCUCGUCAAGAAGUUAGGGGGACGCCUGAAAAUGGAUAUCUAUGGCACAGGGUCAGUCCUCAGCUAAGUUCACCUAACCAACCAUAUUCUUUAAGGGAAGCUCUUGCACAAGCACAAUCUUCUAGAAUUGGAGCAACAACCAGAGCUUUGCGAGAGUCUCUACAUCCUAUACUGAGGCAAAAGUUGGAAGUUUGGGAAGAAAAUUUGAGUACAGCAGUCAGUCUUCAAGUUCUUGAGAUUGCUGACAAGUUCUCUGUUGCUGCAGCAUCUCAAAGUAUUGCUACUGACUAUGGGAAACUAGAUUGCAUCACAUCCAUGAUGAUGGGUCUUUUUUCCCGGAGUCAACCAUUGGCUUUUUGGAAAGUUUUCUUUUCUGUGUUGAACAAUAUAUUCAGUGUUCAUGGAGCAACACUGAUGGCAAGAGAGAACGAUCGUUUCUUGAAGCAAAUAGCAUUUCACCUUUUACGCCUUGCAGUUUUUCGUAACGAUUCCAUCAGGAAAAGGGCUGUCCUUGGACUACAGAUACUUAUCAGGAAUUCAUUUUACUAUUUCACGAAUACGACACGACUGAGAGUUAUGCUGACAAUUACCUUGUCAGAGUUGAUGUCUGAUGUACAAGUGACUCAGAUGAAGCCUAAUGGCAGUCUCGAAGAGAGUGGUGAAGCUCGACGUCUCAGGAAAUCGUUGGAAGAAAUGGCAGACUGCACGAUGACUGUGCAGUUUAUAAAUGAUUGUGGACUACCUGGAAAUGCACUUGAGGCAUUUUCCGAAAAUUCAACCGAUAAUCUUUGGUCUUGGUCAGAGGUUAAAUAUUUGUCAGACAGUCUUCUUCAGGCCCUUGAUGCAGCCCUUGAGCAUGCAGUUUUGGCUUCUGUUAUGACCAUAGAUAGGUAUGCAGCUGCUGAAAGCUAUCAUAAGCUUGCUAUGGCUUAUGCAUCUGUUCCAGACCUUCACAUUAUGUGGUUACUGCAUCUAUGUGAUGCACAUCAGGAGAUGCAAUCAUGUGCAGAAGCAGCUCAAUGUGCAGUUGCUGUAGCUGGUGUCAUUAUGCAGGCCCUUGUUGGGAGGAAUGAUGCAGUUUGGAAUAGGGAACAUGUAGCUUCUUUGUCCAAGAUUUGCCCGAUGGUUAGCAAUGCAGUUGCCUCUGAAGCAUCUGCAGCUGAGGUGGAAGGAUAUGGUGCAUCAAAACUCACUGUGGAUUCUGCAGUUAAAUACCUUCAGCUCGCUAACAAGCUUUUCUCACAGGCGGAGCUUUAUCAUUUUUGUGCCAACAUUUUGGAACUCAUAAUUCCAGUCUAUAAAAGCAGGAGGGCUUAUGGCCAACUUGCUAAGUGUCACACUUCCCUUUCCAGUAUUUAUGAUUCAAUACUUGAGCAGGAAUCAAGCCCCAUUACUUUUAUAGAUGCCACCUACUACCGAGUUGGAUUUUAUGGAACUCGGUUUGGAAAGCUGGAUAGGAAGGAGUAUGUGUAUCGGGAGCCACGAGAUGUUCGUCUAGGUGACAUAAUGGAGAAGCUUAGUCGCAUAUAUGAGUCUAAGAUUGAUGGAAGUCAUACCCUGCAUAUUAUACCAGAUUCUAGACAAGUCAAUGCAGAAGAAUUGCAACCUGAUGUCUGUUAUCUACAAAUAACAGCUGUGGACCCUGUUAUGGAGGAUGAGGACCUCGAGAGUCGAAGGGAGAGAAUUUUUUCUUUGUCCACUGGAAGUGUGCGGGCCAGGGUUUUCGACAGGUUCUUGUUUGAUACCCCGUUUACUAAAAAUGGGAAGACCCAAGGAGGCUUAGAGGAUCAAUGGAAAAGACGAACUGUACUCCAAACUCAGGGUUCAUUUCCUGCUUUGGUGAACAGGCUUUUGGUUGUCAAAUCCGAAUCCUUGGAGUUUUCUCCAGUAGAAAAUGCUAUUGGAAUGAUAGAAACCAGGACAGCUGCUCUAAGAAAUGAGCUAGAAGAGCCACGUAGCUCAGAAAAUGAUCAACUCCCACGUCUUCAAAGUCUACAGAGGAUACUCCAAGGAAGUGUUGCAGUGCAGGUGAACAGCGGAGUUCUUAGUGUAUGCAAGGCCUUUUUAUCUGGCGAGCCUGCUACAAGGCUUCGGUCUCAAGAAUUGCAGCAACUUAUAGCGGCCCUGCUUGAAUUUAUGGCUGUUUGUAAACGGGCAAUCCGAGUACAUUUUAGGCUGAUUGGCGAAGAAGAUCAGGACUUCCACACACAGCUUGUAAAUGGAUUCCAGUCCCUUACAGCUGAACUAUCGCACUACAUUCCUGCCAUCCUUUCCGAGCUUUAACUCUCGUUUCUAUGUAACAACCUGAUCGUCUGCUGCUUGUGUUUUAUUACUAGCGAUGAUGCUCAUUGUUGUAAGAGUAAUUUUGUUGUAUAUGCUUCAUGCCAACUUGAACUA
Messenger RNA from Zingiber officinale, 6286 nucleotides. RefSeq names its product guanine nucleotide exchange factor SPIKE 1-like. The transcript has 33 exons. Bases 626 to 6172 code for a protein of 1848 amino acids. Gene Ontology annotation, biological process: positive regulation of GTPase activity; small GTPase-mediated signal transduction. The record is from RefSeq and is a predicted model, not a curated record. Gene Ontology annotation, molecular function: guanyl-nucleotide exchange factor activity. NCBI's taxonomy places the organism in Eukaryota, Viridiplantae, Streptophyta, Magnoliopsida, Zingiberales, Zingiberaceae.